AUGCCAUCGAACUCAGACAAGGAGGUUGUGCUCGUAACAGGAGCAACCAACGGUAUCGGUCUGGACACCGUCAUUUACAUCGCCUCUGCAUCUACGAAGUACCAUGUCAUAAUCGGCGCACGCAACAUGUCGAAAGGCGAAACAGUCUUGAAAGAUGUGCAAGCCAAGGCAGGCAUCCAAGGCACACUCUCCUUAGUGCAACUCGACGCCAAUGACGACGCUUCUAUCAAAGCUGCGGCCAAGAAGAUCGAGGAGGACUUCAGCAAGCUCGAUGUGCUUAUUAACAACGCUGGCAUAUGUCCCGAAAGAGACGGCACGUGGCCGGACCGGGAGCUAAUGCGCACUACGUUCGAAACCAACGUCUUUGGCCCUACCAUCCUCACAGAAGCUCUCAUUCCCGCAAUGAAGCGCUCAUCCAAUCCGCGCAUCAUCAACGUGUCCUCUACUAUGGGUAGCAUCACUCUGAUCUCCGAUCACAGCUCUCCUUACUCCCAAAUCAAAUACCCCGGAUAUCGCAUGACUAAAGCUGCACUCAACAUGUUAACGGCAUACCAGUACACCCAGCUCAAGCCGGAUGGCUUCAAGGUUUGGACGUACUGCCCAGGCUAUGUGGUGACGGACUUAGGGGACGACAGGGAGCAAAGGAAGGAACAAAACGUUGAGAGUUCAGAGACGAGUGCGCUAGGACUGUUGCAGAUUGUACAAGGCGAGAGGGAUGCCGAUGUAGGAGGGUUUGUCGGCAGAUAUGGACAGAAGUAUGAAAGCGCACUGGCAUCCAAGUCUGACAUCCGUUUCAACCAUAUACAAGUCGUCGGAACGCACAACUCCUACCAUCGUGAAGUCUCACUCGCCGAGCGGCCAGUCUUUGAGAAAUACGUACCGUCUCCAGAAGACUACUACUACUCGCACGCAGAGCUUGACAAUCAAUUGGAGUACCAGUCCGUGCGCUCUUUCGAGCUCGACUUACAUUCGGAUGAAAAGGGCGGCCUGUACUAUCCCCCUGUCAUAUGGACACUGUCAAACUUGACAAACGUCACCACUCCUUACAAUGGUGACAUUCUGAAGAAGCCAGGUAUCAAGGUGUUCCACGUCACGGACUUCGACCCCGAUUCUGUCUGCCACACCUUCAUCGACUGUCUCAAGCAGCUGAAGAGCUGGUCAGACGCAAAUCCGAGACACGUCCCUAUCACUAUUGAUCUCGAGCUCAAGACCGAUGCGCCGGCAUGUUCGUUAGGCGGUGUCUGUCCUGGCGAAGCGACGAACUGGACGCUCCCUCGCCUCUUGAACGUCGAUGCGGAGAUCCUCUCCGUAUUCCCUAAGAAGCAACUCAUUCGCCCCGAUGACGUACGCAAGAGUGGUCUUACCCUCGAGCAAUCUAUCCUGCAACAAGGCUGGCCGAAGCUGAAGGAUGUUCGCGGCCGCCUUCUGUUUUUCUUCGAUAACGACCCAAAACCCAGUGACCCCAACUCGCCUCGCGAGCUCUACAAAACCGGCGCUCCCUCGCUACAGAACCGCACUGUCUUCACCAAUGCGCUCGAAGGCUCUUCCGAUGCUGCGUUUAUUAAAUACAAUGAGCCGCGCGGCAAUGGCACAGCAGAGAUCCAGCGGCUUGUCAAGAAGGGCUACUUGAUCCGAACACGUGCUGAUAUACCCAUCGAUACCAUCUUGAACCGCACUACAGAGAUGAGGGAUUUGGCUUUUCAGAGUGGUGCCCAGAUUGUUAGCACUGAUUUUCCAGCUUGGGGCAUGAGCAGUCGAUGGGGCUGGGAUUAUGUCGCCAGGCUUCCCGGAGGAUUGGCUGCGAGAUGCAAUCCUCUUAUCGCACCGGAGGGCUGCAAGGACAAAGAUCUGGAGUAG
Molecule: messenger RNA, 1857 nt
Organism: Alternaria ventricosa
Lineage: Eukaryota; Fungi; Ascomycota; Dothideomycetes; Pleosporales; Pleosporaceae
Exons: 3
Coding region: 1-1857 (618 amino acids)
Biological process (GO): lipid metabolic process
Molecular function (GO): phosphoric diester hydrolase activity
Source: RefSeq, a predicted model, not a curated record